AUGACUCAAUAUGUACUCCCUGACAAACGUCAAUCAUCUCGUCACUCCUCUAAUAAUGUUGAUGACGAUAUGCCAAAAGGACUAUCACAUUCUUUACCAAAAUCAUCUCAUAUUGUCGAUAAAAAUAAUUCAUCAUUAUCAGGAGCUAUUGUUGAACCUGGUUCACGUAUUGAAUUUCUUGAACGAAGUCUUCGUUAUAUUCAAGAACAACAAGAAACAGUACUUGUUGAUUUACAUAAUGAAAUCAGUCGACUUCAACAAGAAAAUAGAGAUCUUCAUUAUCGAACGGUCAAAACUCCUUCACUACCUUCAAUAGAACAAAAGCAAAAAAAUACAGAUCAAAUAUCUACUUCUUCUUCUUCUUCUCCUCCAAAAAAUCAAAAUCAUCUUAAACAACAGAUCGAUAAACUUGAAAAACAAUUAUUUGAAAGUGAACAAAAAAAUAAAUAUUUAAUGCAUACAAUCGAUGAAUUAAAUAACACUUUAUCAUCAAAAGUCGAUAUAUCAGAUACAAAUAGUUCAAAUAAAGAUGACAUUCAAAUACCAAUACAAAUAACAAAUAAUAAUGAAUGUCAACAUUUAUUCAACAUGACAUUGGAAAAAGAACAACAAUAUGUACACGAAAUAGUCAAAUUGCGAUCUGUAUUAAUUGAAAUUCUCAAUGCUGAACAAUUAAGUAUAGCAUCAAAAAUUCUUAUUCGUGAUUGUUUAACAUCAACAAAUAUGAGUGAAAAUUCAUUGAGUAAAACCACAACAACACCAGUUGAUAUGCUAUAUUUUAAUGAAAAUCAGCAACAGAAAACUGUAACUUCAUCAACAGCUGGAAAAACUUCAUUAUUUCGACAUGAAUUACCUGUUCGACGUUUGAAUCUUUCACCACCACAAAUUGCUGCACAGAGAUCAAGUGGUCAACAUCGUCCAAUUGAACAACGUAUAACUUUACCACCAAUUACGUCAGGAAAUAAUUCAGCAUUGUGCCGUGAUCCAACUGAUGUAAAUGGUCAGCUUCAUAACUCAUCGAGUCCAAAAAAUGAUUCUCAAAAUCAAAAUAUAACCCAGUUUGGUAAAACAUCAAUAGCUCGACGAGAACGAGCUACUCAUGAAUUACAAAAAAAUAGACUAAUGAAAAGUCUUUAUCAUUAA
Messenger RNA from Rotaria sp. Silwood2, 1143 nucleotides. Lineage: Eukaryota; Metazoa; Rotifera; Eurotatoria; Philodinida; Philodinidae. The record is from the annotation of a GenBank genome assembly.